AUGUCGGAACAUGUCCAUGUCGAUUAUCAACAACUCAACGAUAACCUCCAAAGAUUUUUUGAAGCGCAUCCACAGGUCGAUCACGUUGUUGGAGCUGAAGCUUAUGCGCUUCUUCAACAGUGUCAAAAUGGUCUUAUUCAAUAUGCAACGGAUUUACAGGAGGUAGAAGCGGAGGCUGAGAGGGCAAGAAGGAUGUUUGAACGAGAUCUUACUGCUGCCCGAGCUCAACGAACUGCUGUUGAGGUUGUGGCCCCUGACGAAGAACCUAUUGGAAACAAUGCUCCACCUGUACCCCCAGCACCACCAGUUACAGGUACCACCUAUCGGUCGGAGAAACUCCCAGACCCCGACGUGUUCAGAGGGGAUCGUGAUCGAGAAAGGUUACAUUUAUUCAAACAACAAAUGAAAAUUAAACUACUAGGAAACAUCGAUCGCUAUCCCACACUACAGUCUAAACUAUCAUAUGCGUUCAGCAGAUUGGAAGGCGCUGCUGCCAAUCAGUUCUUACAGUACAUGGGAGAAGAAGGUAUUGCCUUACCUUCUAUGACAUGGUUUUAUGAUAUUCUGGAUACAGCUUUUGGAGACCCCGAUCGAAUGCGUACAGUUAGAAGAAAUCUUCGGAACAUCAGACAACGUACUCGAACCUUUGCCGAUUAUUUCGCUGAGUUUCAACGGUAUGCUGCCGAGUCGGGUAUGGAUGAAGUCUCUCGGAUUGAGGCUUUGAUGGAAGGAAUUAAUGGGGAACUGGACGAAUCGAUGAUACACCAUGAGACUCCUGCAAUGGUAGAUGGUUGUGCAACACUCUUGCAACGAUUGGAUAACCGACGACGGGCGGCGGAAGCUAAGCGAGGUAGUAAAAAACCUUGGACUACUACUGCGGCCCCGGCUCCGCGUCCCCCACCAACAAAUCCUGUUCCUGCUCCCCGUCCUGCUGCCCCUGCUAUGUAA
Molecule: messenger RNA, 948 nt
Organism: Morchella sextelata
Lineage: Eukaryota; Fungi; Ascomycota; Pezizomycetes; Pezizales; Morchellaceae
Exons: 1
Coding region: 1-948 (315 amino acids)
Source: RefSeq, a predicted model, not a curated record